AUGUAAAAUUAUCUUUCUCAAACAGGGAUUGAUAUACUAAUAAAUGAUGCUUUCAAAUAAGUAGCUAUUUGUAAACCUAGCGAUCCAAUCGUGUACAUCGCUGAAUAUUUGUAAUAGAGAGGUCAUACUUUUGAUGAUAUUUCGACUUUAAAAAUAAUUUCAAGCUCCACUGUUUAAAAAUAACAGGUAAAAUCUGAUUCUUACGAUGAGCUUGAUUAAAGAAAAUAAUUGCCACACAAAACAAUGAAGGUAUCAUCAGCGAAACUAAUAAAAAUAGAAGAUUUAGAUCGGCCAUUUAUUAAAGAAGAGGGUAUCACAAUAACUUUAAGAAAAGUGGCAGGAGUAAACUAUCAGCAAGUCUAAGCGCCAUAAUUAUAAGAUAUACCUGAAGGCUAGGAGCCAAAUGAGGAUGAUGACGAUUUUGAAUAAAUUAAAGAGACUUAAAAGCCUGGAGGUGGAGUUUAAAUGGACAAUCCCAUAUAUAAAAACACUAUUAGCAAGAACUCUCAAAAUUCUUCUUUACAAUAAAAUUAGAAUAUGAAUUCAUAGGAACCGGAGGAUCAUUUAAACCUCUAUAUGAUGAUAUAAAACAAUACAGCAAUAACAUUAAGUGACAUUAUUGAAUAAUUCAAAGAUGAUUUUGAUCUAGAUGAAUUAUAUAAGAUAGCAGCAUAAAAUCAAACUCUGGCAUAAGUUGAUUAUGAAAACAAUUAGAAUGAUAAAAGAACUCCUUCAGCUAAGAUGUUAGAGAAAUAUCUAAUGAUUAGAUCUAAAAAAUAUUAAAAUUUAAUCGAGAUUAAUGAGCUCGCAUAAGGAGCUGAAGCCAUUGUUUUUAGAUUAGAACAUCGUGAAAUUGAUGAGGUUGUUGUUAAAACAAAUAAAAUUUUGGAAUUAUCUGAAAAUCAAGAUUACUUCUAGCAGCCUUUUAUUGACUUCAUGAGAGAGACAUUAUAGUUAAAGCUUCUCUAAAAUAAAAACUACAUUGCAGAGGUCAGAGAAGAAAUAAUCGAAUACGAUUUGAAAAACCAACACAUUUUAAGGUAUUGCGUAGUUGUUGAAAGAGCUUAGAGAACUUUAGAAGAUCUUUUAAAAAUUUGGAAUAAUCCUGAUUAAUCAGAGAAGUAUGUUGAAGCUUAUAGUCCAGAAAAGCUAGCAUACAUAUUUUACUAAACUUUGAGUAUUAUUAAGUACUUACACAAAAGUUAAAGUUGGGGAUCUUGGUAUCUCAUUUAAACUUGA
Messenger RNA from Stylonychia lemnae, 1239 nucleotides. NCBI's taxonomy places the organism in Eukaryota, Ciliophora, Spirotrichea, Sporadotrichida, Oxytrichidae. The record is from the annotation of a GenBank genome assembly.